GGUGUUCCAAUUGUUGUUGCUUGCCUUGUGGGGUAAGAGCUUCCUUCCCUGCAACCUAUCAUCUCCUCCGUGACGAAACCCAAAUCUAGCCAUCCUCGACUCGAUAAUAAUCCAUAAACAAUGCACAAAUUAUUAGCUCCAAGGUGCAUUACAAUAUUCAAGCACACACAUCAGCAGCUGGCUCAGAUAGAUAAUAAUCUCCCCUCCAUGAUCCUCGGAGCUCCCACCGCCCAUCACGUCGUCCUUCACCACCUUGCCGUCCGGCCUCCGGGUCCGGGCCACCGCGGCAGGAGGCUCCUCUCUGCGGCGGCCCACGCCGCCGCGCGGCGGGACGAUGCCACCGCCGCCGGCGCAGAGCCGGCGGAGGGCUCGUCGCCAGCGGUGGGGUCGGAGAGUAGCCUGGGGUUGACGGCGCCGAAGGACGACACGAAGGCGGCGGUGCCGGCGGGGUUGCUCCCGUUGUGCAAGGACUACAGCCACACGCUGUUCCGGUCGGAGUGCCUGGAGGUGCUGGGCCUGGUGGACCUCGAGUCGCUGCGGAGGCGGCCGCGGCUCACCGUGGGGGUGACGGUCAAGGCCUCGGUGGUGCUCCCGGUGCUGGUGGUCCUCGCCGUCCUGUACCUCACGGACAUGGCCAAGGAGGUCGUCGACUGGACGCACCACCUGGAGGGCGAGGACGUGGGGGACUAGCUAGCAGGGGGACACGAUGUGAUUGUCGCUGUCGCACACAAUGAAGAGCUUCAGUCAGCUCCGAUCCGCAGAUACUAUUUGUUUCUCAUUUCUGUUCUUUCCAUUUCUUUUAGAACUGUACAUAAUUAAGCAGAUUUUACUGUUAUGUUUAUAAAAUGUAAAUUUGCUUUAUACUAGGACUCCCUUUGAUUGUGAAUAUAGUGCUACACGGUGAUCUGCAUACGGACAGGCUUCUUUAAUAUAAUGUGCAACUUUUGACCAUAA
Panicum hallii is the source of this 954-nucleotide messenger RNA. RefSeq lists its product as uncharacterized. The transcript has a single exon. Bases 121 to 690 code for a protein of 189 amino acids. NCBI's taxonomy places the organism in Eukaryota, Viridiplantae, Streptophyta, Magnoliopsida, Poales, Poaceae. The record is from RefSeq and is a predicted model, not a curated record.